Messenger RNA from Cephus cinctus (wheat stem sawfly), 2401 nucleotides. Its product is annotated as 3-hydroxyisobutyrate dehydrogenase, mitochondrial. Gene Ontology annotation, cellular component: mitochondrion. The coding region runs from base 590 to 1543 and encodes 317 amino acids. Gene Ontology annotation, biological process: L-valine catabolic process. The record is from RefSeq and is a predicted model, not a curated record. Gene Ontology annotation, molecular function: NAD binding; 3-hydroxyisobutyrate dehydrogenase activity; NADP binding. Lineage: Eukaryota; Metazoa; Arthropoda; Insecta; Hymenoptera; Cephidae. The transcript has 8 exons.
UUAUCUGUGCGUUUGUAUUAUUUUCUCUCCCUCCCUCUCUCUCUCUCUCUCUCGCACAUUUUCUUCACUCGAAUAAUAUAUGUGCUCCUAUAUCAGUUCUACAUGAAAUAGUAUAGAGUUCACACGCGGUACAAUCAACGUUGAUUAUUCAUGAACUCAAUUGACUUUUAUACACUCGCUGACGCUUUAUAUAGUAAUACAUAUAUUUUGCAUUGAUAUAAACUGCUAACUGCUGUUGUUUAUGGAUACGUGACAACCUGUAGCAUAAUCCACAGCUGUAUUAAUUAUCAUGACAUUUGUACAGACCUAACAGCUAUUUUUUGUGCUUUCGUCAAGCGUUAACUCGGUGUAUAGUUAACCAGUUCACUAGUGGAUCUGAAAUCAACGCUUUGUGCCGAGAUUGAUUCGAAAUCAGCGAUUCAAAAACCAUGGGAAUAUCAAGUUUCAUGAAAAUCCGUUAAAAAGUCACAGAGAUAUUCCUGGUGCUCAUAUACGAGUCAUUGCCAGUAGCGACACCUUUUUUGCGCCCAUAUAUUUUUGAGUCAUUACCACUGAACCGGUUAAGAGAGUUUACUUGUUCUUAAAGAAAAUGAGGGUGAUUACGUUUUUCAAGAGAUCCUGUGCGUCCACUAAUAUUUUUGGCAGAAAAAACUUUUCCAAUGUCGGAUUCGUGGGCUUGGGGAACAUGGGAGGACACAUGGCGCGAAAUCUUUUAAAGAAGGGCUACAAAUUGACUGUAUACGACGUGAACGAAGUGGCCGUCAAAAGUUUAGUGAAGGCCGGCGCACAGUCUGCUGAGAAUUCAGGAAAAAUUGCAGUGGACGCAGAAGUCGUAGUUUCCAUGUUACCGUCCAAUCAGCACGUAUUAGAUUGUUAUACCGGUGAAAAUGGAAUUUUAAGUUCAGUCAAUAAAAAUACACUUCUUAUAGACAGUAGCACCAUAGAUCCAUCAGUAUCGCAAACGGUAGCAAAGCAGGCUGAACAGAGUGGGGCAUUAUUUUUGGACAGUCCUGUAUCCGGAGGCGUCAACGCCGCAAGUGCAGGCACUUUGACGUUUAUGGUGGGCGGAGUAAAAUCCAAUUUUGAACGAGCCAAACCGAUUUUGGAAGCGAUGGGAUCCAGAAUAGUUUAUUGUGGUGAUGUAGGUAUGGGACAAGCAGCAAAGUUGUGUAACAAUAUGUUACUGGGAAUCAGUAUGAUUGGCACAGCUGAGACAUUUAAUCUUGGUAAAAAAUUGGGUCUUGACCCUCAAGUCUUGGCAGAUAUCAUAAAUUCCAGUUCGGGCAGAUGCUGGUCGUCCGAACUGUACAAUCCAGUUCCUGGCAUUCUUCCCAACGUUCCAAGUUCCAAUGGUUACAAGGGAGGUUUCGGCACGUCUCUCAUGGCUAAAGAUCUUGGCUUAGCACAAGCAGCAGCCACAAGAAUGGAAGCACCGAUUCCUUUAGGAGCUCUGGCUCAUCAAAUCUACAGAACUUUGAUUGCUAAUGGACAAUUCGAUAAAGAUUUUUCAGUCGUUUAUGAAUUCCUAAAAGGUCAUAGAUAAGGGGAAAACAAUAUGCAGUUACGCAAUUUCAGUAUACAGUCGACUGCAAUUAAUAGUGUUCGUAGCCAAAAUCACUCUUACCUAGUAAACAAUCCUUCUGGAAGCGAUGUCCUUAAAUUUUUACAAUUAUGGUGGAUAUUGUGCAUACAUUGUUACACCAGUAUAGCGUAAAAACGUAUGCACGGAAAGGAAACAAGGGAGAACUGAAUUGAAGUAAAAGUGCAGUGAAGAUUAUAGUACAAAUUCCUUUUAGUUGAAGGAACUAAGGGAAAGCAUGUUCUUACCGAACGUGAUCUUAGGAAGAGUCGACUGUAUUCACGUAUGAUACAUUUGCUCAAUUAGCAAUACAGAAUCUCUGUAUUACCGACGGUAAUAAUUCAAUAAAACAGAUACGACAAAUACCGACUGCAAUGUACUCACCGCAAUGGCCCAUUCCAUUUAUCCUCAGUCAAUGUCUAUACCGACCCUGUGAUAACUUUCGUAUCAAAACCACAUCAAAUUGUCAACUAUUUUAUUAAGACCAAUGCAUCAAUCAUUAGACAAAAUCUUUGUGUAAAAAUCUAAGGAAUAUUCUUCAUAUAUCUGAAUUAUUAUUCUUUGAAAUUUAUAUUCUAAACAGUGGCAUCAAGCUACUGCGCAUGUCCUUCAAUUGACCAGCGUAGUGAGCAACCAUUUCUGUCACUCAGUAAGUUUUUGUGACUAGGAGAGGACGUGAAGGCGGUGCGGCUGGUGCCCGUGGAGCUUUUGUGUUAGUGUUCAUUGAGUGGCUUGUGCUCUCACCGAGAUAAAUUGUGAAAUUUUCGCAGUUUUCGUGAGCCGCGAGUGAAUAAAUGUGUUGCUAGUGCGCGAUACGGACGA